Messenger RNA from Gastrolobium bilobum, 2628 nucleotides. RefSeq lists its product as uncharacterized. The transcript has 16 exons. The record is from RefSeq and is a predicted model, not a curated record. Lineage: Eukaryota; Viridiplantae; Streptophyta; Magnoliopsida; Fabales; Fabaceae. Bases 1 to 2628 code for a protein of 875 amino acids.
AUGGCAGAACAGCAAAAGGAAUCCUCAUCUGCAGAUUCGAAGGAGAGAAGUUCAUUGCCAGAUGAUGGAAUCGGAAAGGAAUUUCUUAGCUCCUGGAAAUCCAUGUCAAUGGCAGAUGAUAAUGCCAUGGACUUUAGCUUUGACACUGUUUCUAAAGGCAAGAAAAAGACAUUCGACUUUGAAAAACUGUUGACAGAUUCGAUGAGCGUUUCAUUUAAGGGGCCAAUUACCAUCAUAUACAUAUAUGCUUAUGCAAUGCAGUUGGACAUGGAUUUUAAUCUGGAUGGUGAGUUCGACAAGAUAUCAUCAUUUAAGGUGGACAUGUCCGACCUUGAUUUUACAUGCCCGCCAAAAAAAACAUCCCAGUCUAAGGACAAAAAAGAAGCUUCUGGUGCAAAAGCAGGGAAACAAGAUGGAUUUAAUUUUAGCUUUGAUUUUAAUGAGUUGGAUAGCUUCAAUCUUGAUUCAAGCUUAAUAAAAGUAGAUACUACUUCCAACAUUAACCAGAGAAAAAAAGGAGUUACUGCAGAAGAAAGUGAUAAUGAAGAUGCAAAAAAGCCUAAAACCAAUGAUGAUGGAGGUGUUCAUGCUUCUAAUGAUAGCAAGGCUAUGAAACCUCCAGCAUCAGAGAGGCUGGAAACUUUGAAGGUCGAUACUUUGGUUGAUAACCUUGGGAAUCUAGUUUCCAAACAGGAUGGUUCUGUUUCCAAAUUUUCAUCCUCUCAGAACCUCGACAUGUCAAUUGAGAGUCAAACUUCGGCUGUAAGUAGAAGUAUAAGCACAGAAGAAAUGGAUCAAGAAAGAGACAUACCCGAGAAGACAAAAUCAACAGAAUCAAAAUCUGAGCAGGUUAUUGAUAAGGCACCUUUCCAGUCUACAAUAGUUCAGAGUGAUUCAGAGGAAGACACUAUCUCAGAACAGCAUACAAAGGUUUUCUCAUCUGGAACAAAAGUAAUUAAUUUUUCAGGUGAUAAACAAGAGGUUAAUGAAAAGGCAACACAUGUGGAUUCUAAUGGUUUGGACUUACAAUUAGAGCAUUCAUCCCCACCUCACAUCACUAAGUCAGAUAGCAGUAUCGGAGAAGCAAUUAAUGUAGGUAGCAGUACCCGGGAAGGGGUUACUAAUGACCCUCAACCAGAAAAGAGUGAUACAAGUUGUGAAAAUAUUACUAAAAAUGAUGCCUCAAAGAAGAAUUCAUGUGAAAAUGACAUCCGAGAAAACAAAAAAUCAACUUUGGAGUGUCAUUUGGCUUCAGCAAGCAGUAAUCCUGUAGUUGAUAAAGUGGUGCAGAAGAAAGAUAGAGAACUCCAAGUCAUGCCGUCAAAUAUGCUCAGCAGGACAGAGGACAAAAGGCCUUUAAAGCAUCCUUCAUCAACAGCAGGGACAAAUGGCAUCUCCUUUGGCUGUUCCGUCAAACUAAUGAGGGAUGCACCAGCAUUGCUCGGUAGCAAAGAUGACCUUAAAAGUUGUAGCAGUAACAGGUGCAUAGAUGAUAUUUUUGCAGAAGUUAGGGAGGGCAUUGUUUCUGAUGUUAUGCCAAGAGCAGGCAAGUUGGCUGGAAAUUUGCAGUCAUUUCGGGAAGAAGUAAAUAAAAGCAAGCCCAUAUUUCUACAAACCAGCAUCUCAGCUAAAGAUGUUGACAUGUUGGGUUCUCAAGUUAGUCCUUCCUGCUUAACAGAGAAAACAGCUACAAAAAUUACCCAGAUGUCUGUAAAUUGUCAAGCUGAAGCUUCAUGCAAGGAUUCUUCUCAUAAAUCAAGGACCACUUCCAUAGAAGGAAAUAAACCUUCAUUUAAAAUUUGCAAGAUAACUCCUGCUCUUUCUAGCUUUAAGAAAUUAAGGAACGUUGGAACUAACAGAGCUCAAGAAACUUCUUUACGCCAAAAGGAAACAAACUCCUUGGUAAGCUCUGAACAAAGUAUGGAGAUGCAGGGCAUUACAGCAUCAAAGAAUGACCAUCUCACGGAUAGUGGUGGCAACCAAAAGCCUUCAACCCAAUUCUUGAAGAGGAAAACUAUUGAGGUUUCUGAAGCAGAUUUGACGUCCUUGAGGUCCCUUAAGCGUCUCUCUCAGUCUCCUAGUAAAAGCAGAAGUUCUAAAGAAUCUUCAGAAGUUGUUGAACAGGUAGAGAGUAAGCCCAACAACAUACUCUACAAUCAUUCAACCUCUGGACUUGAAAGUCCCUCAGAGAUUAAAGUGAUGGAAGUGGAAAUACCUGAUUCUGUACUCAUGGAAGAUAACAGUAAUGUUGAAAAGGCUGAAGCAUAUAUGAAGGAACUUGAAGAUGAACAUUUUCGGAAAGGAAAAACCUGGACAGAGGACAAAUGGCAGGUAGCCAUGAGAAGACUCAGAGGAAGCGCAAUCAAAUUGUUCCGUACAUGGAACUGCCGCGACUUUAAUAAUAUGUGGAAGGAUUUUCUAAUGGCCGUCGUAACAAAAUACUUGCCUGGACGGUUUGAUCUGAUUGAUGAAGAAGAAGAUGAAAUCAUCAAUGAUGAUGACGAAGAUGAGGAAAAUGAUGCGGAUGAAGAAGAGACCGAGAUGGCAGAAUCCGAGGUUGCCAACGGCAACGCAUCCGCGGAGGAGAUUGACGUGUCGAGUCGCGUAAGAGACGACUCGGAGAAGUAG